Chelonoidis abingdonii (Abingdon island giant tortoise) is the source of this 3038-nucleotide messenger RNA. RefSeq names its product frizzled class receptor 3 (gene FZD3). Gene Ontology annotation, cellular component: plasma membrane. Lineage: Eukaryota; Metazoa; Chordata; Testudines; Testudinidae. The record is from RefSeq and is a predicted model, not a curated record. Gene Ontology annotation, molecular function: Wnt receptor activity; Wnt-protein binding. Gene Ontology annotation, biological process: canonical Wnt signaling pathway; non-canonical Wnt signaling pathway.
GGCGCGGCCGUUACCUACUUCACCUCCUCGCGCUGCACCGCCGGCGCUGGGGUCGGCGGGGGAGCAGCGAGGCCGGAGAGGCAGGGCGGUGCUGAGGCUGUUUAAUAAAAGAAGAACAUAGCUCAGCUGCUGUUUCAACAGGAUGGGUUCUAUCGUGUGGGAAUGUGGUUAAUCAACUUGACACGUUAACCUAAUACAGCCUUCAUAAUGUGAAAAGAAAAGACAAGAUGUCCCAUCUGUCUCAAGUGUUCUGUCAGACUGAGUGAAUAAGACUCUGUCAGCACAAAUAGUAUUUCAGUUUUUGAAGAAUUUUAACAAACAAGCCGCAAAAAUACUGGUAUUAGAGCCAGACCUUCAGGACAUGUAUAUCUGAAAGUGUACAUUGAAUAAUCUGUCAGGCCUCGGUGACUGCUCCCAUUCGCGUGUGGAAGGAUGGCUACUUGCUUGAUGUUCUGCUGUCUUUUGUUCUUGGAAGUUUUGGUGGGGUGUACAAGUGGACACAGUUUAUUUUCUUGUGAGCCUAUCAUCUUGAGAAUGUGCCAAGACCUGCCUUACAAUACCACCUUUAUGCCUAAUCUUCUGAAUCAUUAUGACCAGCAAACUGCAGCAUUAGCAAUGGAGCCAUUUCAUCCUAUGGUCAAUCUGGAAUGCUCCAGGGAUUUUCGACCAUUUCUAUGUGCCCUAUAUGCUCCAGUCUGUAUGGAGUAUGGACGUGUCACUCUACCAUGUCGCAGGCUUUGUCAGCGUGCAUACACCGAAUGUUCCAAACUCAUGGAGAUGUUUGGCGUCUCUUGGCCAGAGGAUAUGGAAUGCAGCAGAUUCCCGGACUGUGAUGAGCCUUACCCUCGUCUCGUAGACCUCAAUUUAGCUGGAGAGCCCACAGAAGAGGCCCCAAUGGCAGUGCAGAGGGACUAUGGCUUUUGGUGUCCCCGGGAGUUGAAAAUAGACCCUGAUCUGGGUUAUUCUUUCCUGAGAGUACGAGACUGUUCGCCUCCUUGUCCAAAUAUGUACUUUAGGCGUGAAGAGCUCUCCUUUGCCCGAUAUUUCAUCGGAGUGAUUUCCAUCGUCUGCCUUUCUGCUACCUUGUUUACUUUUUUAACUUUUCUGAUUGAUGUCACAAGAUUCCGCUAUCCAGAAAGACCCAUUAUAUUUUAUGCUGUCUGUUACAUGAUGGUGUCAUUAAUUUUCUUCAUUGGCUUUUUGCUUGAGGACCGAGUAGCAUGCAAUGCAUCUAGCCCUGCACAGUACAAGGCUUCUACAGUGACACAGGGCUCUCAUAACAAAGCUUGCACCAUGCUUUUCAUGGUGCUGUAUUUCUUUACCAUGGCUGGCAGUGUUUGGUGGGUCAUUCUUACCAUCACAUGGUUCUUGGCAGCUGUGCCAAAGUGGGGCAGUGAAGCAAUUGAGAAGAAAGCAUUGCUCUUCCAUGCAAGUGCAUGGGGCAUUCCAGGAACUCUAACCAUCAUCCUUUUAGCAAUGAAUAAAAUUGAAGGUGACAAUAUUAGUGGCGUGUGUUUUGUUGGCCUCUAUGAUGUGGAUGCAUUACGAUAUUUUGUUCUUGCCCCGCUCUGCCUGUAUGUUGUGGUUGGAGUUUCUCUGCUGCUAGCUGGCAUUAUCUCCCUCAAUCGGGUUCGCAUUGAAAUCCCAUUAGAAAAAGAGAACCAGGACAAACUGGUGAAGUUUAUGAUCCGGAUUGGCGUUUUCAGUGUUCUGUACCUCGUUCCACUCUUGGUUGUAAUUGGCUGCUAUUUCUAUGAGCAGGCUUUCCGAGGUGUGUGGGAGACAACAUGGAUACAAGAACGCUGCAGAGAAUAUCACAUCCCAUGCCCAUAUCAGAUCUCUCAGAUGAGCCGUCCAGACCUGAUUCUCUUUCUGAUGAAGUAUCUUAUGGCUCUAGUGGUUGGGAUCCCUUCUGUCUUUUGGGUUGGAAGUAAAAAGACCUGCUUUGAAUGGGCCAGCUUUUUUCAUGGACGCAGGAAAAAAGAGGCGGUAAACGAGAGCCGCCAGGUGCUGCAGGAGCCCGAUUUUGCUCAGUCACUUCUGAGGGAUCCUAAUACUCCCGUUAUCCGAAAGUCAAGGGGCACUUCCACUCAGGGGACUUCCACUCAUGCCUCAUCUACUCAUCUGGCUAUGAUGGAUGACCAGAGGAGCAAAGCAGGCAGUGUUCAUAGCAAAGUAAGCAGCUACCAUGGCAGCCUGCAUAGGUCCCGUGAUGGCAGGUACACCCCCUGCAGCUACAGAGGCAUUGAAGACAGACUACCUCAUGGCAGCAUGUCACGACUGACUGAUCACUCCAGGCAUAGCAGUUCACAUCGGCUCAAUGAACAGUCACGUCACAGCAGCAUCAGGGAUCUCAGCAACAACCCAAUGACCCACAUUACACAUGGUACCAGCAUGAACCGGGUUAUUGAAGAGGAUGGAACCAGUGCUUGAUUUGCUUUCAACAUAAAGGAGAACCUCCUGCGACAGUGUUACUUGGAGUCCAUUUCUCAGUGAUGCAAUAAUACUCAGUAUUAUUGUGCUUCCCAUUGGUGCUGAUUUUUUGUAUCAGGAAGCUGAAGUUUGGCUUUGCCUUUUUAAAGCCAGCUGUCAUUGUGCUCACAUCAGUGCUAGGAUGCUCCGGUGAUCAGCAAUCUGGAAAUUAACAAAAGUAAAAGCUAAUAAUAGCUUCAUUUUGAACCUACCAGUAGAUAAUUAUUAAUAAUUUAUUUGAUAACUUGUUAUUUUCCCAUCAUAUAUCAUAGCUGGUUUCUUAUUAAAAAAAAAUCCCUAAAUACUUUGAAUUUCAGUAAUUGUUACCUUUAAAGACUCACUGGUGAGGUCAUGGUAAGAGUUCCAAUAAGCAGAAGGAAACUCUUGAAUAUUUGAAGUUCUUCCAUGAAACCCUUUUGUCUCUGAUUAGAUAAUAGUGAUACUUGUCAUCAAGCACAGAGGGAGGGCUGCAUAUUAACUACUGUACAAAGGGUAUCUGAGAAAUCAGCAGGCAUUUUUAAACAGUUAUGCUGGAAAUAAAAUGAAAGAAUGAGCAUUCCGUAGGA